AGUUUUAGUUUGGGCAUGGGGUUCACACAAGAUUUAUAUGUCAGAGCUGACAUUGGUGGUGGCAAUGGAGGCCUCGGGGCUGUAAACGAAGUUCUUAUUCAUGAGAAACACAAAACUGAUGACGUGGUAAUAGAUGCAAUGGGGGGAUGGUCUGACAUUGACAUUGAAGAGCAUCACCUACUUGUUGCAAGCCUAACUGAAUAUGAAUGUAAUAUGGAACCGGAUAUGACUGUUGGGAACAAUGGUGCUGAGGUCAUCGCAAAAGGUGUUGCAAAUCAUACUCCAAGUACAAUGGCUGGUGGUGUGCAUACUAUACCAAAAGUGAAUAAAUCGGACGGCAUAAGCUUGGACGAGUCUUGGUGUCAUGAGAAGGGAACAAGUGUUGAGAUUGCCAACGCAAUUAAAUUGACAAAUUCAAUUGUCCAGGACAUAGCAAGAGAGCUCGAGCACGACCACACAGACUCGAUUAUAUGUUCGGAACAUCAACAGGCUUUGAUUGUCGAGAAAGGGAAAGAAAAGGCACAUGGACCAACUUUGGAAGUAUCAGAAUAUCAAGAUAGACACCAGACAACAGACAAGAUUGCAAUUGAGGCGCCUCCAAUAUCUGAAGAGCUGGUGCGAGGGGUUCAGAAGCGUGCUACGAAGCGUAAGGGUCCAGCUUUGUGCUCACCUUACAAUGAAAGGGCUGUACCGAUUACGAUAAAACUGAGUAGCGAAGAAAGAGACAUGUACUACUGGUUGGUGUGGACUCAAGGAGAAAAUGACAACAUGGAGGUUUACUUCGACGACAUCGUCCUACUAACAAAGAUACAUAUGCUCUCAAUGAAACCUCAUAGCCAUGUUUUUGAGAAGGUGGUUGACGCCUGGUCGUCAUACUUGAAUAACAUGGAAUUUUAUCGAGCACCGUCGUCACCGUCACGGGUGUUCAUGACCACUUUCCCAUGUUUGCACAGUUUCCUGAAUCAUACUCGCGAUUGGGAUCGUACUGCUGGAUUUCAUGAUUUCUGCCAAAGUGUUGAUUCUCAUGUCCAGAAUCUCACACAUUUCAAUUGGAAUGUGAUCGAUAUGGUGCUUUUUCCUAUGUACUCCAGACGACAUUAUUACCUUAUUAGUUUUGGACUGAAGACUGGAAAAAUGGACAUAAUUGACAGCUGCCCCCCAUCCAAUGGAUUGAAAGAUCAUAGCAAGUAUGGUGACGACAUUGAGUUACUGCAAUAUUUUUUUAGUUCAUAUCUUGAGGGUAAGAAACAUAAAAUGCUAGCAAACAUAAUCAAAGGGUGCGAAAUUCGGAUCAAAAAUAUGCCGUGGCAAGGUACCGGAGGCAAGGAUGAUGAUGCUAUAUUCUUAAUGCGGCACAUGGAAACAUAUAUGGGCCAAAAGGUGAAGGAUUGGCAUAUGGGGCUUGCAAACAUAUCUAUGAAGAAUCUGCAGAAUAUGCGCGGUAAAUACUGUAAGGCCUUGCUGACGACAGACUUCAAUUACCAUUCUGUUGACAUUAAGGAUUGUGUGAAGAAAUAUUUCAAGGAUAAUAAAGAGAAGAGGACCAAGAUAGUUAAGUUUAUGGCAGAUUUGAUGUGCAAGAAGCCUAAGUGAAAGUUGAUUUAAUUAUAUUAGUUGUCCAGUGUGUUUGAUCUUCUAGAUCAUUUGUUUUGAAUUCUAGAUGGUGUUUUUGGCUGUUAUUAUGAAGAUGAUGUUUUCUGUUGUUAUUUUCCGGAUGAUGUGUUUUACAGGAUGAUUAUUAUAUGUAGCUUUUUUAAGGAA
Salvia splendens (bonfire salvia) is the source of this 1761-nucleotide messenger RNA. RefSeq lists its product as uncharacterized. The transcript has 11 exons. The record is from RefSeq and is a predicted model, not a curated record. Lineage: Eukaryota; Viridiplantae; Streptophyta; Magnoliopsida; Lamiales; Lamiaceae. The coding region runs from base 16 to 1593 and encodes 525 amino acids.